AGAUUACAGUGAGCGGAGAGGAUAAGCCACCUCAUGAGAAAUUAACCGCACCAAGUUUCAUUGAGUGCAAACACCGCUGUCACGUGAUCGGUAAUCCCCAGUUUCCCAGGUUGGACAGAGCUCACCCUGCCUACCUGUAAAGACACAUUUAGAUGAUGCUAUUAAUAGCCUCAUAUAAUUAAUAAUAUGAUGCACUAGUAAGAAGAAGGUACGUUUCUAAGGCUGCAUGUAAACCCAAAGUGAAGCCACUCUUUUUUUGGAUAAAGACACACUCAGAUUAGAAGUGUCAGACCACACACCAGUCUAAUAUUAGUGUACACACAAUGCGGCGCUCCAACUUGAUCAAAUCUCAGGGCUAUAUACAGGGCGGGGUCACAUAUUUUGCUUCUAUUUUUAAACCUCCACACACACAGACAGCGAGGGAGAGAGAGAGAGAGAGAGAGAGAGAGAGAGAGAGAGAGAGAGAGAGAGAGAGAGAGACAGGCAGGCUGCCUUGUAAAGCGAUUAGCAACUCGGAUGGUACUUUCACUCUGUCACUGUAUCCAGAGCAUCAUCUUUGCCUGAGGUGAAAACAACAGCUCUACCAGCAGGCUGCGACAUGUGGAGGGAUACCUCCAGGGCAUGCGAGGCUGUCCGCUCCAAGACAGGGGGAUUGGGUUCAUUUAUAAAGCCGUGCAGGCUCAACAAUAGGUUGUGUUAAAGUGAUUAAACACACAGGCUACACGUCUUUGUAACCACCUGCAUUAUAUUGUUAAGUUAAAAACACACGGACAUCACCUUGACCCAUGCGCACAGAACAUGGUGCACCCACAACCCCUGUCCAAAAAGGAUGGAAUUGUUAUAUGUGGUGCACAUGUGGUUCUGUAGCUCAGUGAGUUGUAACAAUACAGCCAUGGUUAGAGGUUUGAUUCUCACCCAUGCUAAAAUGUAUAAACUCACUAAAGGUUAUGUGCACACAAUCGUCCUCGGCAGUGUCCACUGAAUGGCGCACGCUAUAUACAAAACUGAAAUAUUGAAAAUCAGAAGCCCUGGUCCUCCUGGCUGCGCUCCACCGACCUGUCUGCGCGUACGUGACGCAUGGGAGGGGGGAGACUACUUAAAGGCGGAUUAACGCUGGCAAGACAUUAAAUCCAACCUCCCUCCAUCCAGACGCAGCGCGCAGCCCAUCAACCUGAUCUGAAGAUCGAAAAUAGGGGGGCUUAUAGUAAUCAGCCCUUCAGACUCCCAUGACAAGGAAAAGUGUGGCAACGUCGUGGGAGCGCUCGGCACACACAGCAGGACGCUCGCUGGCGCUGCGCGCUAAGCACAUAACCAAGCAGAUAGCGCGCAGAAAGACGGAGAGAAGCGGGGACGGCGGCAGCAUCCCGUGACGGAUGCAUUUCUUAGCUAAAACCGGACGUUUUGGAGACUGAAAACAAGAGAGAGAGGGAGAGAAGCAGGACUGGAAAUAACGCGCUUUUUUUUUUUGGAGGGAUUUGAACAGAGUGCCAUUGUGCUCUAGUCUUCUCCGGAUGCUCAGAAAUGGGGGAAUGGACUAUACUAGAGAGGCUCCUGGAGGCUGCUGUCCAGCAGCACUCUACUAUGAUAGGAAGGAUCCUACUAACAGUGGUGGUCAUCUUCCGGAUUCUAAUCGUAGCAAUAGUUGGAGAGACUGUCUAUGAUGACGAGCAGACCAUGUUUGUUUGUAACACCUUACAGCCGGGCUGCAACCAGGCAUGCUACGACAAGGCAUUUCCCAUUUCACACAUUAGAUAUUGGGUUUUUCAGAUCAUCAUGGUGUGCACCCCGAGUCUUUGCUUUAUCACGUACUCGGUGCAUCAGUCGGCCAAGCAGAAGGAACGGCGGUACUCAACAGUCUAUCUGACACUAGAUAAGGAUCAAGAUUCACUGAAGCGAGACGAGAGCAAAAAGAUAAAGAACACGGUUGUAAAUGGAGUACUUCAGAACACGGAGAACUCCACCAAAGAAGCCGAGCCGGACUGUUUAGAAGUCAAAGAGAUCCCUAAUUCGGCAAUGAGAACUACAAAGUCCAAAAUGAGGCGACAAGAGGGCAUCUCCAGGUUUUACAUCAUCCAGGUGGUUUUCCGAAACGCGCUGGAAAUAGGCUUUUUGGUGGGUCAGUAUUUCUUGUAUGGAUUCAACGUCCCGUCGGUGUACGAAUGUGACCGCUACCCCUGCAUCAAAGACGUCGAGUGCUACGUCUCCAGGCCCACGGAGAAGACUGUGUUCCUGGUGUUCAUGUUCGCCGUCAGUGGGUUCUGUGUGGUGUUGAACCUGGCUGAACUCAAUCACUUGGGGUGGAGGAAAAUCAAAACGGCCGUGCGAGGUGUGCAGGCUCGGCGGAAGUCCAUUUAUGAAAUCAGAAAUAAGGACUUGCCGAGGAUGAGUGUGCCAAAUUUUGGCCGCACUCAGUCCAGUGACUCUGCUUAUGUGUAACACAUGGGAAGAAAGGAAAAACAGAUGUAUAAAUAAAACCAUGAUGGACAUGAUGGACAGCUCCGCACGCCUAAUUCGUGUCAUGACUUUAAGAGUGGGCAGAUUUUUUUGAUUUGUUGGUCUUUUAAGGACUUCAUGGCAAGCGUGGGUUACACGUUUGUUUACUUAUUUAUUAUUGCACUGAUGCAACUUUUUAGUAACGUUUAUACUCUGUAAGAUGCUAAAUGGAGACCAUGUUAACGUGUUCACAUAUUUACUCUUCUGUGGGCUUGUUCUGCUGUACUUGAAGAGAGUAAAAUGCAAAAAUUUGCACUAAGAGGUGAACACUUGAGGGCCUGACCUUAUCCAAAAUGUACUACUGACCUGACGGUGUUUUUAAGACGUUUUCUUUCCACCUGUUUUCUGGCAUCAACCUAAUUAAAUGGCACCAUACACAGUAGUUAAAGGACAAAUCUAUCAUUCAGAUUUAUAUAUGCAUAGAUAUAUAAAUCCUUACUAUGGUUCGACCUAGUUGAAAUACAUCAUGUUUAUUUUUUAUGUUGCCUGUGUUGCACCACUGACCUUAACAUAUGUAACCAUUCCAUUGCUUUAUAGCUGACUUGCAAAACAGUAUCUGGUGAAUUUGCUGCAAACGCUAACGUCUGUGACUUCCUUAAUUUAUGACACACCAAAGCGCCCACUGCUUUUAUUUGUGAAGUGUUUUUUUUUUCUUGCUUUUGUGUAAUCAAGUGCCAUACUUGUAUAUAAACAUGAUAUAUAUGUAUACAUAUAAAUAUAUAAAUAUAUAAUAAUCAUCAUGAAAGCUGAUUCCCUGCUUGGAUUAUGCUAAAUGCCGCCCAGAAUUCUUUUUUUAUUUGCUUUAAAUGUAUUUGUUGUGAUUUAAAUGAAGAUGAAAAAAAAAAAAUAAUAUAACAGUUUUCUCUGUUUUAUUUUGCAAAUGACUGGAAAAAAAAAGAAAGAAAUGAAGUGCUAGUCUUUUUUUAUAUACAAGAAGUAAAUGUUUCUCCCUAAUCAAAGCCGAUCAAAACUGGAAAAAAUAGCACAAAUUGACAUUUUUAUCAAAGAAAGGGCAAUAAAAAUCUGCUCUGGUGCUACAGUUUUUUCAUAGAGUGGUUUAAAUGUAACCGAAACAGACCAGAAAAAAAAAACACAAACAUCUUUUUUUUUUCUCUGUGGAAAAUAAAAGUGGGAUUCAUGUACACCA
Messenger RNA from Epinephelus lanceolatus (giant grouper), 3640 nucleotides. RefSeq names its product gap junction delta-2 protein. Gene Ontology annotation, biological process: cell-cell signaling. Lineage: Eukaryota; Metazoa; Chordata; Actinopteri; Perciformes; Serranidae. The record is from RefSeq and is a predicted model, not a curated record. Gene Ontology annotation, molecular function: gap junction channel activity. Gene Ontology annotation, cellular component: connexin complex.